AUGAUAUGGUCAGCUGACCGGAAGUACAUCGGAAGACAUAUGUCUAGCCAAUUGUUGUUUGAAGUCGUUGUUUCUGACUUCAUCCUCGAUCUCGAUCCACCAAGUGAUUCCUAUCGUGAAACUCGACGAGAAAAGAAUUCAAAAGUGAGAGGACCAGUGGAUUUUUGCGAUUUGAAUGCACCAAAAAACGAGCAUUUUUCUCUGGAGCCAUUUGAUUCAAAGAAAUAUAAGAAGCUUCCCGAAACUAUCAAAAUUCUUCUUCCAUUGGUAUUGAAAGUUCCUGAAAAAAAGGAAAUAAAAAUUCCGGACACUUCUAGAGAUGCAACGAAAAAUCAGGAAAAGAGAAUGAAGAAAAAGAACAAGUGCACCAUUUUGUGA
Caenorhabditis briggsae is the source of this 378-nucleotide messenger RNA. The transcript is spliced from 2 exons. The record is from RefSeq and is a predicted model, not a curated record. Bases 1 to 378 code for a protein of 125 amino acids. NCBI's taxonomy places the organism in Eukaryota, Metazoa, Nematoda, Chromadorea, Rhabditida, Rhabditidae.